AUGGCGAACACAAUGCGCCUACUGGUGGCGGCCGUCUUCUCGCUUCUCAUCUCACUGUCCCACACCGCUCCAACGAGUGCCAUUACGCCGACUGCCACGCUCGACUCAGGCCCAGUGGUGGGAACGACCACAUCACUCAGCGGUGCAAGUGUCGUCGUCACCAAGUAUCUGGGAAUCCCUUUCGCGGCAUCGCCUACCCGAUUCGCACCAGCAGCACGCCCGACCUCAUGGCAGAAACCGCUCAACGCGACUAAAUACGGCCCAGCUUGCGUCCAGCAGUUCAAUUAUCCGGAAGCGGCUCGUAAUCGGACUAUUGCCUUCUUCAAUACUCCUCCGCCGUCGGGUGGGGAGAGCGAGGACUGUCUCAAUUUGAAUGUUUAUGUUCCUGGCUCCUCGGGGAAGAACAAGACUGUCAUGGUUUGGAUUUAUGUGAGAGCUGGCCUUGUACAAUUCCUCCUCGGCAUGGCAUCACUGACAUCGUUCGGGAUAGGGUGGUUCCCUGACAUUCGAACCAAUGUCUUUGGAUUCCCCAACUCUCCAGAGCUUGAGUUGACGAAGAGAAAUCUCGGAUACCUCGAUCAACGCUUCGCACUCGACUGGGUCCAACGCAACAUUGCUGCCUUUGGCGGCGAUCCAAAGAAGGUCACCAUUUUCGGAGAAAGUGCCGGUGCCGCCAGCGUCGACUCACUCGUGACAACCUAUCCGAAGAACCCACCAUUCCGUGCUGCAAUCAUGCAGUCCGGCCAGACAACACUCUACACAAACACAGCAAAUAACGCACCGAGAUCAUGGCUCGCCCUGGCAGCAGCAUUGAACUGCACAUCGUCUCACCCAAAGAGCAAUCUAACAUGUAUCCGCUCCUUCCCAGCCAGUGUGAUCAAGUCGACCAUUGAACACCUUGCCCUGCCAUUCACGCCCGUCAGCGACAACACCACCAAUCUCCGGUACCCGGCAGCCGCACGCGUUAAUGGAUCCGUUGCCCCCGUUCCAAUCCUAACCGGCAGCAACGCAGACGAAGGCAGCAUCUUCGUCGGCGCCUCUGGUAACAACGCAACAGCAUACCUUUCAGCGUUGAUCCCGAACCAACCGGCCCUAGUCGCGACCAUUCUAGCCGCCUACCCCAACACAACGACCCAACUCUCCGACAUCCUCACGGAAUCCAUCUUCCAAUGCCCAGCCGGAAUCGCCGCCAACGACACGGUGACCGGCGGCAACAAAGCAUGGCGCUACUACUUUAACGCGACGUUUGCGAACACGCAGCUCGCGCCCGGUCUAGGCGUCUACCACGCCAGCGAAAUUCCCAUCGUCUGGGGCACGUACCCGCGCGUUAACGCCACUGAAGGCGAGGCGCGACUCAGUGCCGCAAUGCAGGCUUCUUGGGCUGGCUUUGCGAAGAACCCAAACCAGACUCAAGCUGGUGUUGGAGGGCCUGGGUUUGCGGGUGUGCCGACCGUGGGUGUUUGGGGGAAUGGCGUGGGUGUUAAGGGUGAUGGGUCUGGGAGAUUGAAUUCCUCGAUCUCCAGUGGAGUGCUCGAUCGCAGGUGUGCGCUGUAUCGGCCUUUGUAUGUUGCGCAAGGCCUGGCCACGAGUUCUUCUGGAGGUGGUCAGUAA
Messenger RNA from Exophiala bonariae, 1611 nucleotides. RefSeq lists its product as uncharacterized. The coding region runs from base 1 to 1611 and encodes 536 amino acids. The record is from RefSeq and is a predicted model, not a curated record. The transcript has 4 exons. Lineage: Eukaryota; Fungi; Ascomycota; Eurotiomycetes; Chaetothyriales; Herpotrichiellaceae.